Boleophthalmus pectinirostris (great blue-spotted mudskipper) is the source of this 3386-nucleotide messenger RNA. It is a transcript of the gene rnf141, whose product is annotated as ring finger protein 141. Gene Ontology annotation, biological process: protein autoubiquitination. Lineage: Eukaryota; Metazoa; Chordata; Actinopteri; Gobiiformes; Gobiidae. Gene Ontology annotation, molecular function: ubiquitin-protein transferase activity. The transcript is spliced from 8 exons. The record is from RefSeq and is a predicted model, not a curated record. The coding region runs from base 324 to 995 and encodes 223 amino acids.
CAACAACAACAACAGAAGCAGCAGCGGCUAACGUGAAGCUAACGAAAGAGUUGCUCUAAAAACAGCCUAAUUUCUGAUGAUUUCUCUUUUUGCUGCCAUUUGUUUCAGGGCUUGUGACACGUCCCUGGUUUGAUUGUUUGGAGGCUAGUUAUGUCACACACAGCUAAAUGAGACAGACACGAGACUGAUGAACUUUCGACCGCGGAUCUAUGAUAUGAACUGAUCUUAAUUAUACAAGCUCAUUCUGGAGACACUCGCAGUUUACACCUGUUCUGAAAAGCACUGGAUGUUAUUAAAGGUCUCCCCCUCUCCUGGUCUCUCUGAUGGGGCAGGGCCAGGCUGUGGCUCGGUUGCCAGAGAAGCUCCUAAGACACGCAGCUCUGGUGAAAGAGAGUGGAUACUUAACCUACGACGAGUUCCUGGCACGAGUCGCCGAACUCAAUGAUGUGACUGCGAGAUUGGCGGCCGGGCAGCAGAAGCACCUCCUGUUCGAGGUGGAACCGGGGUCAGACGCGUCGGCUCUGUGGAAGGUUGCGGUCAGAGUCGUCUGCACAAAGAUAAACAAAGAAAGUGGAGCAGUGGAGGCUUCUCGCAUCAUGAACCUGUACCAGUUCAUUCAACUGUAUAAAGACAUCACGAGUCAGGCUGCAGAGCUGACAGCAGAGAGCGCUACAGAGGGAACAUCAGGAGGGGUUCCUAAUACAGAUUCCUGCCAGGCCUCCAUGUGGAUGGGAAGGGUGAAAGAGCUGACCGAUGAAGAAGAGUGCUGUAUUUGUAUGGAUGGAAAAGCCGACCUGAUCCUGCCCUGUGCCCACAUCUUCUGCCAGAAGUGCAUAGACAAGUGGAGGGGGCAGCAGAGGAACUGUCCAGUCUGUAGGCUGCAGGUGACCGCGGCUAACGAAUCCUGGGUGGUGUCGGACUUUCCCUCUGACCAAGAGCUCGCCGGUUAUAUCCUUGACUUGGCAGACGAGGCCGGGCAUCCACACAGACCAUAGUACUACUGUCAGAGUACGACUACUACUAUAUCCAGUAGUACAAAUACUACCACACAGGAGUAUACAGCCGUAACAUUACGACCACUGAAGGGUGCAUCCUCAACCUUGCAGACAUGACUGAGCAUCCACACAGAUCAUAUUUUGGUCCAGGUUUAAUCCUGGGUUUAGUCCCUUGGUGUGCUGUGGUCAUAAUGUUUUGGCUCAUAGUUUUAUCACUUUAGUCAAAUCCAAAACUCAACUCAUUUCAAUGUUAUUUUUAUAUUUUUAACUCACUGACCAAAAAUACUGAAUUUACAACCAACAUUUGAAGUUCUGUGAAAAUCUAAACACUGUAAAGCAGGAGUCUACAACCUGUAGCUUGGGAGCUACCAGUGGCUCUCCACCCCCUUUCAAGUAGCUCGCCAAGGGAUUUCUGAAUUGCAUGUAUUGUGCUGAAUAACUAAGAUUGGAUUGAUUAAAAGGCUAUUACAAUUGUAAAUGUGUCAUUUUGAUGACUAACGUGCAAUUUGUAAGCGUAUAAACAUCUAACUGUGCCCCAUCUAAGGCUGUGACUCUUAAAUUUAUUCAGUUUCUUGUGACCGUUAAAAUGAGGAGCUUUUUGGCAUUUUCAUUUUGUAAAAGUAGCUUGCCAGAUGAAAAGGGUUGGAGACUCCUGCUGUAUAGACUGUAAUAACAUGUAAAAAAGAGUUUAGCAGAUGAAAUGGUGUGAUCGAGGCAUUCUCAUUUAUAUUUUAAGAUUUGUGAGAUUACAUCAGAAUUAUACUUUUGUUUUCUUAUAGUUGUGUCUAUGAAGUCUAAUGUUGUUAAGUUGUUACAAGACUUUUUCAAAUAAUUUCAAAUGCUGUAGUUGUGUUUUUACAUGUGUUUUUAUUGCUUGUGAUAAACAUGCAUUCUGACUGAGCAGUGUCACCUCUCCACUGAUCUGACCAGUAACUUGUCCUUUUGAUAUCACCUGCUUGUCUCUAUGGAGAUAGAUAAGGCUAAUGCCAUACUGUGGAACAUUCAAGGCAAGGACAAGCAGCUAUAAAGUGAUGUUAAAUUUUAUUCUGUGCACAUGGGUCAGAUCUACAGUAUGGUUUUUAAACGCACUGUACCAGAUUUUUUUCCCAGGUGUUUGAGCAAAAUGUCUCUUGCUUCAGUACAGAUACAUUGUAGGCCAUAAGCAGCUCUUGAAGUCAAAAUAAGGCUUGUUUACUGUCUGCACCUAAUUAUAAAGCAUUUUAUUGUCUGAGAAUCAGGAACUGCACUUUCAGUGCCAUCGUGGUGAAUACUUAAAAUAUUCAGAAUGCAUAAGGUAUGUGAGGAAUAACUUUGGACCACUGCAAUGAAAAUAAAAUUAACUAGUUCUGUUUUUCCACAUUUUAAGGCAGAAAAAAAUCUGGUACAGUGCCUUUAAUUAAUAAUAUGCAAAAAAAUAUAUGCAUUCAAUUACUGUGCAAAAUGUAACUACAGCAUUUGCAUAGUGUUAUUGUCCAGUGUAUUUGGAGGCUGUGAGAUUCAAAGUCAUAUUAUGGGCAGCUCCAUUGGUUGUAAAUGCAUGUGACAGGUUUUCACUUUUUUCUAAUUCUGACUUGGUUCGGUGGAAUAAUACCAUAUAUAAAUGGACAUAGCUAACCCGCCAGCUGCUGUGUUCCAAAUAGGAAGUGUUCAUGGGGGAUCUAUCGACUCCCAAUUUCUAAUUGACUUUACGACUGUCACCUAUCGCUCUAACUGCUGUAGUGAGCUACGUCAUUUUGGUCUUAAAAUGUUUGUAUUAACCUGCUCUGCAUAAUCCUGGGUUUUUUAUUUUUCAAUUUUGUUCAUUAAUAAAAUUCUAUUUCUAAUAUGGAGCUUGGCUCCAAAUUCGCUCCUGUAACCGCAAGCAUCGUGAACUUCAUUUGACUGGAGCUGAACACUACUCCCUUAAUCUACUUUCUUAUAUAGUCUAUGGAUAGUACCUGUGGAAAAUAGUUUUCAUAUCAAAUCAGUUUUACAUCCGUUAAGUGGCAGUUUGUGUGCACGGAAUUACCUCUUAAGUAUGUCACAUUUGUGUCAAGAAGUAAAAUUAUAAUCUUCACCAAAAUUAAAACAUUGAAUAAAUAGAAUUAUUAAAAAUAAGAUUUUUAAAUUUUUUUUUUUUAACAAAAACAAAGUUUAAAUAUAAUUAUAUUAACUGUGUUUUAGUGAAAUGUGUAGUGUAACCUGUCAUAUGCACUUGAAACUUGGCUGGACUUCCUUCAUUUGACUCUUUCUCCGUUUUGUUCAUGUUUUGAUGCCUUUAAUAUCUUACUAUUGUAGCUAUAUUUUAAUUUGCUGGAGGUCUGGUGGUUUGAUAAGUUUUAGAAUAAUUCUGGGGUUGAAAUAAGUUGCUGACUUUGUGUUUUAAAAUAUGAAAUAAAUUGUUUAAUUUCC